GAAACCCCAAGAAAUAAGGUCCAAUUCAAUUGCGAUGUCCUCUCUCAACGUGCAUGACUGGAGACCUGGGUACUGAUAUUCCUUGUUCCUAUUUUUUUUUUCUCUGAAAAAACACACAAAAAAAAAAGAGAACUCUUUCAUUUUCUUUAGUGGGUUGUGAUAUUUGGGUGUUCUUGCUCCAUUUGCUGCUCGUAAAGAAGAAAUGGAAGAGAAUUGCGAGGAUCGCAUGGAGUGGGAAGAGGAAAUGUAUUGGACCCAUUUCAAGUUCAUCCAUUUCUCUCAGUUUCUCCUUCCCGGGUUUCAUCAUCGCCUCGCAUUACCUCGAAAGUUUUCUAUACACUGCAAAAAGAAGCUUCCUGAGACUGUGAAGCUCAAAAGUCCAAGUGGUGUGGCAUACAAUGUUGGACUUCAAGCCGAGAACGGUACCCUGUCUUUUCGCCAUGGUUGGGAUGAGUUUGUGAAAGAUCAUUCGUUAGAGAAGAAUGAUCUAUUGGUCUUCAAGUUCGAUGGAUCAUCCCACUUCGAUGUGCUAAUAUUUGAUGGUGAGAGCUUCUGUGAGAAGGCGAGCUCUUAUUUUGUAAGAAAACGUGGGCAGAUAGAAGGCAUGACUGGAGACCGUGGAAAGAGAAAAGCUGCAGAUUUUUCCAACGUUUCUUCGAGAUCUGAUGUUGAAAAAUCGCCAACUGAGGAGCCUUUGGUAUCUCCAACUUGUAAUGAGCACGGACAGCACAUCAGCUCGGAUGUUCAGGAAACACCAAUUGAGCCAUUUGUAAUAUCUCCUCCUGGUAAUGAGCGUGAACAAGGCAUUGCCUUUGUUUCCGAUUCAAGAACGCUUCAGAACCCCGUAAUUUCUCCAUCUGGUGAUGGGAGAGUCAAAGAAGGGAAAUACACCAUUAGUGCCUUUCAGGGAAUGCAGAGAGAUGGGAGUAAUAUCGAGAACUCGGACCAUAUGGAUAUUAAACCUGAUAUCAGAACGGUUUCUGGUUGUACUGAAAGGAGAAGCAGCAGCGUGAAGGUUUUCCCAGAGAGAAGAGCCAUAACCGAGACUGAGAAAAGGAAUGCCUUAUCUCUGGCCCAGGCCGCCACUUCGCAGGAUGGAUUUUUGGUGGUUAUGAAACGCACACACGUGACAUUGAAGUAUUUCCUCAGCAUCCCGAACAAGUGGUUACAGAAGUUCAUGUUUAUAGAAAAUCAAGAGGUGGUGCUGAGAGUGGACCAAAGAACGUGGAACACGGCGUUUCACUAUUUCAGGAAUAAAUGUUAUGGCGGGCUUUCGAGCGGGUGGCGGAAAUUUGUCCACGAUAAUGGCAUAUAUGAAUGCGAUAUCUGUGUGUUUGAGCCAACCAGCUCGGUGUCCAAGCCUCUUCUUCUCGAUGUCUAUAUUUUCCGCGCUUCAGGAGUCGACAUAAAAGCUAUUGCUGACCCGUUUACGACGGCCUGAGGGCCAAGACAAUGGAAUCCACCGUGGAGGAGAAAACAGAGGAUGAAAAAAUCUCGGUUCUCGAAUUUUGGAAACCCGGUUUAGCUGUGAUAUAUAGUUGUAUUGAGAAAGUCUUGGUGGAUUCUAUUCUGCCAGUGUAGGUUUUUUGGGAACGUUAGGGAACUGCUUCUUGGUAAGCUUUCUGUACAUUCCAAGUGUAUGCAGCGCAAGUAGUGCUUUGUAUACCUGGAAGUUUACAAUAGGUUCAGUUCGGUUAUUGUAUAUACCGGAAAUCCGAUAACCCGGUUUAGAAUGUACCUGAAAACUUGUUAUGUUGAAGGUUAUACACUGCUAAAGCUAACUCUUUCUGGUA
Tarenaya hassleriana is the source of this 1793-nucleotide messenger RNA. RefSeq names its product B3 domain-containing protein REM16-like. The transcript has 4 exons. Gene Ontology annotation, molecular function: DNA binding. The record is from RefSeq and is a predicted model, not a curated record. Bases 203 to 1441 code for a protein of 412 amino acids. Lineage: Eukaryota; Viridiplantae; Streptophyta; Magnoliopsida; Brassicales; Cleomaceae.